Chara braunii is the source of this 5045-nucleotide messenger RNA. The record is from the annotation of a GenBank genome assembly. Lineage: Eukaryota; Viridiplantae; Streptophyta; Charophyceae; Charales; Characeae.
GUGCGAUAACCCAAGCCGUUGAUUGGCUGCUGCAGCAGUGGGAGGUGAAAGGUGUUUCCAGGAUGAGCCUUAGUAGGCGAAGCCCGAUUGUGGUUCUCAACCAAAGGAGCCUUGGACCAGGGUAUGUAGUGGUCAAGUUUAGCCAGAUCCAGCGGAUGGUCAGCUUUGAACUGGACAACACAUACAUCAUGUGCAGGAUAGAGAUCCUUAAGCAGGUUGUAGGGAUACCGAUGGGGAAGAAUUCCAGCCCCUCGCUAGCGUGUGUUUUAUGUGCAAAGCAAGAGGUCGACUUCAUAACCUCGUUGGGCGCUGAUCAAAAGCUGGUGCACGGGGUCAGACUGGUAGAUGACGUCACGAUUGCGGUGGCGUGUGACAUGUAUGACUGUCGGAGUAUAGAGGCAGCGAAGGCUAUCCCUCAGGAAUUUGCGGAAGCAUAUGGGAAGCAGCUGGUGCUCGUACGAACUGAUGAUGGCUCCAACUCUUGGGAUUUCCUGGGAAUGAGGGCGACAGCCUUACCAGGUCCGAUUACGUUGACCAUUCGCCCCGGACAUAAGAAUGAAGGGGGCACGCUAGAGGAUCCCCUUGCCUUCAGAUGUUUCCAAGACUUCUCUUCGUAUUUGGAUAAGCGAGUGAAGGCAGAGAUCAAGGCCAUGGACAAACUGCUCACCUUCGAGCAGAGCACGCUGUCGAGUGUCGACUGGAUAGCCGAGUACCAGCGCUUGACAUCCGUCCCGGAUCUGCAGAUGGGCUUCCAAGCCAUCAAGCAUAACUUCAUCUCGAGAUCAUGCCCGACGUUAAGCAAUGCGUUGACUCAUGUUGACGAGACAUUGACAACGACGACAGAGCUUUUCGACAAGGUCGCGCAGAUCAUUGUCACGAACAAGGAGGCCAAGAACCUCGGUCGUUCGUCUGCGGCGGGCCCGAGCAGGGACCAGCAUCAGCCCAAGGUGGCCGUGGUGGCGGCGACAAUGCCACCUGACCAAUUUUACAGUGAGGCCGUGUCUGCCAGUGAAGGAGAUAGACUCGCAGCCGCCCGGGAUGGUGGCCGCGCCGGCAGAGGCCGAGGACGCGGCAAAGGGAACACAAACACCACUAUUAUCCUCGGGCCCGUAACCGGCCUUCAUUCCGAAGCACAGGCGGAAGUCGAUAGUCCUCCUCUCUUGUAUUCUUUCGAGGACUAUGCUGCCCGACUCGUUCCUGCGCUGGGUACCUUCGCUCAAGGACAAGACGUAUGUGCGGCUUCUUCUCCGUCCGACGACAGUUCAUCAUCGUCUUCAGGUGGUUCUUCACGGGAUUCAGCGCGCGAGUUCAACAUAGAGGUAUUGGACCCGCUCACGUCUGAGGAUUUCGCAUGGCUUCCUCUCCCGACCACGGGCUGCUUGCCGGGACCGCAGUGCGCAUUCAUUCCGACGGCGAGUAACCGGCCUUCAUUCCGAAGCACAACCGGUUUCUUCUAUGCACCACCAACUUCGACGGCGGAUGACGAAGUCGCGGUGGGGGACAUCUUGGCGUACGUUACCAAGGUGGCCCACGAGUUUCGCACACAGCGGUACGAUGACAACAAUGCACCACUGAUGUAUGUCCGCAUCCAGGUUGGACAAACGUCCUGCAACGCUUUGUUGGAUAGCGGCGCGUCUCGCAACUUCAUGAGCCAAUCCUUUAUGCAAAGGGCUGGCCUUGGCGCACAAGUUCGGAGGAAGGCAAACCCGACGGCGAUCAAGUUGGCGGAUGGUAAGAUGCAGCAACUUCUCGACCGUUACAUCGAAGUUGUACCGUUGUACUUCGCACCUCAUGCAUGCGAGCCGGUGACAUUUGAUAUAUUGGACACGGACUUCGACAUUAUUCUGGGAAUGCCUUGGCUUGCAAGUGCGUAUCACACGGUCAACUUCCAUCAGCGGACUCUCACUGUUCGCGACGCUUUCGGCGCCGAAGUACCGUGUACUAUUCCUCUUCCGCACCCUUCGAUCCGGUGCCAAGUGGUGACGGCCAAAUCAUUCCGGGCGACUUGCGCUUACGAGCAGCCCGAGGAAAUGGGCCUAUGCUUCCUACGGACCGUCGCGGUAGCCGACUCUUCACCCACGGACUUGUCUUCGGACCCCCGUGUGGUACGGUUGCUGGACGAGUUUGCCGACAUCUUCGAGACACCUACCGGUGUGGUGCCAGAUCGGCCGAUCUCUCACGAGAUCAUUCUUGAGGCCGGUGCCGUGCCACCGAAAGGUUGCAUCUAUCGCAUGAGCGAGGAGGAGCUUGAGGUCCUCCGCGCACAACUCGACGAUUUGUUGGCCAAGGGCUGGAUCCGCCCUAGCAGCUCCCCAUAUGGACCACCUGUUCUCUUCAUUCGGAGGAAGAACAAGGAUCUACGUCUGUGUAUCGACUACCGCAAGCUCAACGCACAAACCGUCAAGAAUGUGGGGCCUCUUCCUCGCAUCGACGAUCUUCUGGAGCGGCUGGGCGGUGCCAAGUACUUUUCCAAGUUGGACUUGAAGUCGGGGUAUCAUCAGUUGUCGAUACGCCCAAGUGACUGUUACAAAUCCGCAUUCAAGACGCGGUAUGGGCAUUUUGAGUGGGUGGUCAUGCCUUUUGGCCUCACCAACGCCCCGGCGACCUUCCAGGUGGCGAUGACCAACGAGUUUCGUGCGAUGUUGGACCGAUUCGUUCUGGUCUACCUAGAUGACAUUCUCGUCUACAGCCGGACCUUGGAGGAUCAUCUUGGGCAUCUCCGACGUGCGUUGGAGACACUCCACUGUGCCAAGUACAAAGCUAAUCGGGACAAGUGUGAAUUCGUCCGACAAGAGCUUGAGUACCUGGGCCAUUUUGUCACACCCGAGGGCAUCAGUCCGCUUUCGGACAAGAUUCAGGCCAUCCAGGAGUGGCCGGAGUUGUGGAACGUCACGCAUAUCCGUUCGUUUCUCGGUCUUGCCGGCUACUACCAACGCUUCAUCAAGCGCGACUCGAAAAUCGCGGCUAACUUGACCAAGCUUCAAUGCGAGGAUCGACCGUUUGACUUCGAUGAGGAUGCGCGGGAAUCAUUUCUGGCCCUCAAGGCCGCAUUGCUCUCUGCAGAGGUCUUGCGUAUCUACGACCCGCUGUUGCCUACACGCGUCACUACUGAUGCGUCCGGUUAUGGCAGUGGUGCAGUCCUUGAGCAGCACGAUGGAGUGGACUGGCACCCGGUCGAGUACUUCAGCAAGAAAGUGUCCGCCGUGCAUUCCAUUGAUGAUGCACGCAAGAAGGAACUCCUCGCCUUCGUUCACGCUCUCAAGCGGUGGCGGCACUUCCUCCUCGAUCGAAGUCAAUCCCGAUGGGUGACAGAUAACAACCCGUUGGUCUUUUACAAGACCCAGGACACCGUCAACAGCACCAUCGCUCGUUGGAUGGUUUUCAUCGACCAGUUUGACUUCUUUCCAGAUCACAUCCCUGGGAAGUCAAACCGUUUUGCGGAUGCUCUUUCACGGCGUCCGGAUCAUUGCACCGCGGUCUACGCGACUUUUGAGAUUGACGAGGACCUGCGGGACAGUUUCGUCCGCGGCUACCAAGCCGACCCCGAAUUUCGCGACAAGUACGCGAAUUGCUCCUCUCCUAAUCCGGCGCCUUCUCACUAUCGGAUCCAGGAGGGGUACUCGCUUGUCCACUCGCGCGGGAAGGACCUUCUUUGUGUGCCGAGUGAUUCUCACUUGCGUACACGGCUUCUUGGCGAGUUCCACGAUGCACCCGCCACCGGACAUUUUGGAGUCAAUCGCACGAUUGGCCGACUUCGCGAGCGAUUUUGGUGGCCCGGCCUUCUCGGCGACGUCACGCGCUAUUGCGAGGAAGCGAUUGCCAUGGACAUCACAGGGCCGUUCCCCAAGCGCAAGACCAGUGUGGAUGGGAUUUUCAUGGUGGUCGAUCGACUCACCAAGUUUGCCAUGUUUUUGCCUUGUCGCUAUCAUGCCAAGGCACCAGAGUUGGCUGAGGUUUUGUACGCCGGUUGGAUUCGAACCAAGGGUUACCCCAAGGAGAUCGUCUGCGACCGUGACACUCGGUUCAUGUCCGAUUUUUGGUUGGCGCUCAUCAAACGAUGGGGCUCAUCUCUCAAGCCCAGUUCAGCUCGCCACCCCCAGACCGAUGGACAGACGGAGAGGGCGCACCAGACCGCACAGGUUCUCCUUCGCACUCUCAUCCGUCCUGACCAGAAGGAUUGGGUUGAAGGGUUGCCGGAUGUCGAGUUGGCCUACAACUCCUCCAUCCACCCGGCUAUUGGGAUGUCGCCCUUCGAGUUCGAGCACGGCUCGCCGGUCACUUCUCCGUUGGAUACCAUCAUUCCACGAGCGGCCAAGAGCGACGACCAUCUUCUUUUCUUGCGUCGGAUGCAAGAGCUUCUUGUCAAGGCACGUGACCAGCUGGCCAAGACGCAGCAGCGCAUGAGCCAGCAGGCCAAUCGCCAGCGUCUUCCUUGCCCGUUCCGCGCCGGUAACCUUGUUUGGGUUUCCGCAGCAGAGUUCAGCCUUGAACAAGACAUCUCUCGCAAGCUCCUUCCGAAAUGGAUGGGGCCCUGGCCGAUCACAACACCCGGUGGAGAUGCACCUGAAGGACCUUCCUUCAUCAUUCAGGUACCCGCCCAUUUGCCCGUCAACCCGAUCUUCCAUUCCUCCAAGCUGGCUCUCUACACGCCAGCAGACCAUGACGAUUUUCCCGGGCGACGAUCGCAAGACCCACCCUCUAUGGAUGGUUUCCAAGAGGUCAGCGGCAUUCUCUCUCAGCGCCGUUACGGCAACCUUCCGACCGAAUAUCUGGUCCAUUUUGCAUACUGCAGCCACCGAGCUGAUCGUUGGUUGACCCGUGUAGAUCUCCAAGCAACAGCUCCGGACAUUCUCGCACGCUAUGAACGUAAGAUGCAAGGCAAGCCGGUCUUUUCGGCUCCAUGCCGCGCCCCCGUCCUGGUUCCACCUUCAGAUCGUCAGCUUCGCCCUCGCCCCGACUUGACUUCAUAAGGAGGGGGGGGUGUUGCAUGCUGCGCCUGCACACUCGGGCCAUUUUCCAGGCCCUGCGUCCUUCAGGCCGAAAGC